This is a messenger RNA of Plasmodium fragile, 3168 nucleotides long. RefSeq lists its product as uncharacterized. The record is from RefSeq and is a predicted model, not a curated record. The transcript has 4 exons. NCBI's taxonomy places the organism in Eukaryota, Apicomplexa, Aconoidasida, Haemosporida, Plasmodiidae. Bases 1 to 3168 code for a protein of 1055 amino acids.
AUGCAGCAAAGCUUAUGGACCGAUAUAACAGUGCUACUCGACGAAUUUGUGGAAUAUUUGGAAGAAGAGAAACUAGACAUGUAUGCAGCUAAUUGUUUGAACGCGGGUUAUAGGAGUCUCAGGACAACAGACAUACUUGUGGCACAGAAAGUAGCGGAUAGACUAAUGUGCACACUUAUGACAGGAGCAUUAUUUUUCAUGAAUGGAUGGCACAAGCAGUCCGCCAGCAGGGACACUAGAGACAGCCAUAGUGCACAGUUGAAGGCACAUAUAAGGUGCGCAAUAGUAAAUAUAUUUAUGUCCAUAUUGCUGGCAUCUCCAUGCAGAAGUCAAAUGGGGAUAAAUAAUGCAUGGUACACAAUGAAACAACUGGAGUCAGGUGAAACUGGAUUACUCACAAAGGGCACGUGCCGCCAGGGAGUGUUUGCAGACAUAAAAAUCGGGGAAUUCGACAUGGAGACACAGAUUACGACAUGGUUAAAGAGCAAGAAGAGCUUGACUGAAAAAUUUGCAAGUCACGCAAUACAAAGCACAUGUACGAAAAGCUUAGCAGAACUUGGCGUGGCCAGGCAGGACGCAAAUGACAUGGAUGAGAGGAUAGAACUGAAGGACGAGGAGAAAGAAGCUAUAAGUGCGUUAGGCCGAGAAAUGAAGACUAUAGUUGAGGAGGUAAAGAAAGCCGCAGUGCAAUGCGCGAAGGGAACUGGCGCAUGCAUGAAGUCUAUCGAAGCAGUCACCGGUAGAAAUCCAGAGGGUGAUGACAGUGAGGGAAAAGAAACAAAAUCUGUAGCGAGCGAUACACCAGCACCAAAUGUACCGGCAGGUAAGGACCGAUGGGAGAAAGAAAUAAUAAGACCCGAUACGUAUCGGGAGGACGCGCAAAAAACGACAGCUCCACCGAAAUCCCCACCACCGGAGCAGACGGAAGAGACCCCAGCGGCACCCGCAGCAUCGGCCCCAGCAGCGCCGGGAGCACCCCGCGAUCGAGCAAGGUCAGAGAACCCACCGGCAGCACCUGGAGAACAACCACCAUCACAAUCAUCGUCGGGAUCGGGAUCGGGAUCAGGAACACCAACACCAGGUCCGCAGGGAGGAGCACAGGAAGCAGGGACACAUGGGACGUCGACAGAAACGAAGGCUAAGGAUUCGGAUGCAACUUCCGCAGGUACGGCCACAUGUCCCAGUAGCAGCGGCAAGUCUGCACGUGUCUCCAUUAGUUGUGCGACUACCUCGGAUGAAGAACUGGGCAAGACGCCGGAACUGACGAAACUCCUGCAACAGGAAGAGCAGGAGCGCGAAAAGGCACCCAUUAGUCCUAGCCCCAAUUCUGGAACAGGUAGUGACACAAGGGUUGAUUCCACGGCAAGUGAAACUACGGCUAAGGGGCCAGAGCCACAGCCGGAACCAGGUAAAGGCACAGUAACAGGGUCCACAAUACCAUCAUCAGGAACCGACACAACAUCAACAGGACCACACGCGACUAAGACUGAUAAGAACGAUGGCCAAGCAGGCAGUACCGAUGCUGUUGUCGAUGGCGGCAACGAUGACCCCCCUCCUCUCAAUCCACCCAAACCAAAACCGAACCCGAACCCAGAUCAAUCGGGUAGUAGUUCCACCGGCGGCGGCAGCGGCCCACCGACCGCAGCAGGUACUGAAAACGGUGCAGGAGGAGGACAUGGUGUAGGAGGACCAGGUGGUGGGGCAGGUGCAAAGCCAAGUGCGGGUAGCGUAGAUGCAGGACCAGGUUCUACUGGUCCCCAAAACCCUGGUUCCUCAGCACCGGGUUCCUCUGGUACUGGCUCCACUGGGGGUCCUGGCGCCGGUGCUUCCCAUCCUUCCGGUGGCCAGGGCCCACGGAACAACCAAGUUCCACCCACUCUCCCUUCCCCGACACCCUUCGACCCCAAGGAUCUCAUCCCGUACACCCCCGCGAUCAUUCCCGCGGUGGUUGGUAUUGGGAUCAUUGCGUUUUUCCUAUGGAAGUACUUUGCCUACCUCGGCCACAAACGACGACGAACAUAUCGAACCGUUCGUGACGUGCCGUCACCGCCACUCGACGACGACAUAUUGGCGCAUCUGCAACGAGGCGAACUGCCGCAACCCGAUUACGGGUACACCAUGGUUACGCAACCUGCGUCCACAUCCGGUAGAGGCCGCCCACCCCGCGUGCAUAAACGCACGAUUAUCGAGCUACAUCUAGAUGUGCUCCACGAAUGUGAAGCGACAAAUUGGGAAAACGUCAAAGACGACUAUUUGCAGAUACUCGUUGAAGAGUUUGCAAACGACUUGGAGCCGCACGCAACGGGGUAUAGUAGUUCCCCGGCUUCUUCGUCGAAUCACGAUUCACCAGGGACCACUGUUUCCUUCACCAUGGAUCCACACACUGACAUCGAACGAACGCACGCAUCUCCACGUAACGCAGAGCACCCCGAUCCAUGCAGUGGUAUGGACACCAUACAGUUACCAACGGAUUCAUGCCCAUUGAAUGACCCCGAUCCAUGGAGUUGUAUGGAAACUAUACAAUUACAAACGGACCCUUGUGCACCGCAUGACCCCGAUCCAUGGAGUUGUAUGGAAACUAUACCGUUAGCACCGCAUCCUUCUGCAUCCAACCACGGUGACGAGACGGCGGCGUGCACCCACUGGAUUAACUGGAUUGACCGCAACAAAUACCUUUUGCGGGCGUGCACGGGGCAACCGUGGUUUUUGCAAUUAAAAGCGGAUUGGAAACAAUACCUGCGCGCACACAUGGUGGCAAACGGAGCAUCCAGUGAGCACAGGACAGCCGCAACCCUGGAGAGGAAGAAACUGGAUGCAUGGAAAGAAUGGGUAGCGCAACAACAUCGGCAAAUGUGUAUGUAUAACGCGCAGGAGUGGUGCCAACGUUUGUUGCAUAAUGUAGAGGCCGCGACAGCACCGCAAAAAGGCGCAGUACCUGGAGUGGACACAGCCUUAGCAGUGGAAACAGUAAUGGGAACAGAAGAUGUGCUACAAGUCAGAGAUGUACCGCGGUCGCAACUGCAUCCGCAACCUUACAUGCAAAAAGCGUUAACCGCUAAAAUAUGGAUACUGCUCCUGGCAUUAGUCAUAGAACAGUGCGAGCUCGAACGCAAUUUGCAGCAGACGGAGUUAUAUGUGGAUGAACUACUGGACAAGCUCUGCAAUUAA